This is a messenger RNA of Magallana angulata, 2532 nucleotides long. Its product is annotated as olfactory receptor 52B6-like. The record is from RefSeq and is a predicted model, not a curated record. Gene Ontology annotation, cellular component: membrane. Gene Ontology annotation, molecular function: G protein-coupled receptor activity. The transcript has 2 exons. Gene Ontology annotation, biological process: G protein-coupled receptor signaling pathway. Lineage: Eukaryota; Metazoa; Mollusca; Bivalvia; Ostreida; Ostreidae. The coding region runs from base 1005 to 1880 and encodes 291 amino acids.
UGGGGUAUAUUUUAAUUUUAAUUUUGUUUGUUUUAUUAUAUAGACCAUUAUACCUUCUAGGACAUGAAUUGUUAAGAUUAUUGAUUCACUGAAAAUUCAAUGCAAACAGUUCAACCUUAAAUUGCAAAUAAAAUGCUGCUCAUGUGUAUUAUCAUAUGGGAAGGGAUCUCAUCCUUCAGUUAUGAAAAUUAUAAUUUUUAAAUGUAUUACCGGAGUUUGCAUGUGGCCUUCAUUUUUAAUUAAACUGGUACAAAACAGUGUUAUUUAGAGGCAAACAAAUGGUGCGGGGAUUACUGUCUAAUGACAGCAUAUAGUUUUAUUUUUGUUUUGAUUGUUUAUUAUUUUGGCAAAGUAUAAACGAUCGUUUAUUUACUUUGUAGCGUAUAAGUUGACCUCAUAUUUGGUGUACUGGAAAUUGCCUGAUAACAGUGUGUUAGAUAAAGUAAGCUUUAUAUACAUUGUAUAUGCACAUACAUUUCUCUCUGUGAAGAGUUCACAAAAAGACACUGUUAGUUUCUCUUCAACCAUGUCACGUGACGUACAUGUUAAUUUUAAACCGGAUGGAGAUAGAGAAAAAGAUACUAACCCCACUAUCAUCACCCACAAAACCGAUAUCCUCUUAGCAGUACGCAAUCUAAUGUGUGAAUAUUAACUUUAUAUUGAUGUACUUCUCUUUAAAGAUUCUCAUUGAGAACUGUGUUGAGUGGCAAGACAAUUUUGAUGUCGUUGGGGCCUGGUCAUACAUAUUUAAGAAAGUAGACUUAUCCUAGUAUACUAGUGAGUGAAAUAUUCACUUAUUUUCUAACAGUUUGUUUAAAUUUAGAAUUUGGUUGAGUGGCAAGACAAUUUUGAUGACGUUGGGUCCUGGUCAUACAAAUCGAAGAGAAUAGUUUAGCAUAGUUUAGCAGCAACAAAGGGGACUUUUAAACGGAUACUAGCAGUACUGCAGGAAAAGUCUGAUAUCCAUUUUAGUAAAACUGUGUAUCGGGAAAACACGCAGUUCAAUGGCAAAUACGUAUAUUGUUAUUGCUGCAUCGAUUUUGUUUUGCAUUGGAUUAAUUGGAAAUUCUAUCACCGUGUGUUUUGUUGCUGUAUCCAAACGGCUGCACACUCCAACAUACGUCCUGAUUGGUUGCCUAGCAGUGUCUGACGUACUCGCCUCCGUAACGCGAUAUGUUCAGAUAUUUAACACAUCUCUUUUUUAUGAGUAUUCUCAUCGUUAUAUAUAUGAAACAUUCACCUUUUUAUUUAUUCAUUCGGCAUUUUUCCAUAUGGUUUUAGUAUCAUAUGUUCGUUUUGUUUUCAUAACAAAUCCUCUCCACAGUUUGAAUCUGACUUGUAAAAAAAUUCUUUUGAUGUCUUUUGCGGUUUGGUUAAGCUCUAUUGUCGUUUCCAUCGGAUACGGAGCAGUUAAAGUGCUAAAUAUAAUGAAAAUGAUAUCUUUGGAAACAGCAGAGUUUACUGAGGUUGGGUUUGGUUUGUAUAUUUGUGGUUUACCAUUUAUUAUUGUAGUUAUUUUUAAUGUUCGAAAGCUGUAUUAUCUGUACAACCAAACAGCUUUUGUUCGACGAAACAAAAUAGCAAAUUCGAUGUCGUUGAUGUUUUGGAUUAUCAUUGUGAUUUAUCUCCUUAGCACAAUAUAUCCUUUAAUUUACACGAUUAACUAUGCAUUGUUAAAUAGUUCACUUCUUGAUUCAAGCUUAGACUUAGUUCGUGUUAUGUUUUCUUUUUCGUUGCUUGUCAAUACUUGUUUGAAUCCUUUGAUAUAUUUCAUGUUUUCACCCCCUGUUUUAAGAUGUCUAUCCCGAUUUCAAACAUGUUGUAAUUAUGGCACAGAUCGUCGCAUAAGCAAUCAUAGAUCGUGUCCGCAAGUGGAAUAGGUUGGUGAACUAUUUUUUUCCUUAACCAUCUGACGUCACUUCUCUCUGGUUAUUGUGAUUUCCGUCAUCAAAUAAAAUCGUUUUCGUUCUAAGAAAAGUCGGUGAUAGUUUUAAAUUUAAUAAUGGGUCUGCCGAUUUCAAAGCCGAAGGUAUGUAGCUCCAUGUCUGCAAACAUUUUUAUUGAAGACUCUAAUUUUGUUCCUUAUUAAAACGUUGCAAUUUACAACACACUGAGAAUUGCGCUAAUUUUUGACUGAUUAAGCUUAUAUCCACACGUUUUAACUCGUACGGAGUUUUAGCUCCAAAGUCGUCCAACCAUCAUCUAGACUGCGAGCUACAGACCUGCAAAUAGACAUGUUAUACACUUAACAAUAUUGCACAAUUUUUUUAAAAUUAUUAAUAAUUAAUGUAACAUUCAUUUAAAUUUAAGCUUAUGAAAGAAGAAUAAUGAUGGAGUUUAAUUGCGUGUUUUUAAAACUGAAAUGUAUUAUUGUGUGUCAUUGUAAAUAGAAUUACAUGUGUACAUGUAUAAUGUUGUUUUUUUUUAUGUCAGUUACGUUUCAAUCGUCAAUUUAAAAAUAUUUUUAAAAAAGUCUUCCUUCGUAUAUUUAACCUAAAUUCUUAUAAACUUGAGUACUCUAAUAAAGAUACA